AUGGCCUUCCUCGUUCCCGUUAAGGAGUCUGACAUUUCCAUCGUCUACGACUCCAACCACCGCAAGCUCGUUUUCGGGGCCAAGGGCGAGAUCCCCAAGGUCUGGUUCAACCCUUUCUUCCAGCAGGAGGCUCUCGUCGGCGGCCUUGGCUUCUCCAUCCGCGACUUCGCCGGUGGCGUUCCUGCUCAGAAGGGCGAGAAGUCUUUUGAUAUCUCGCUUGACUUCCCGAUCAACCUGCCCCUGCAGCACUUCAACAACAAUAGUGUCCUGAUCGAGACCGCCAACGGCAGUUUCCCCAUCAAGAUCAAGUACACCGGCUUCGCGCCAGGCCCCGUCAUCACCGGCGGCAAGGACGGCGAGACAGAGGGUACCACCACCCGAAGCGUCCUGCCUCCGAUUACGAACUUCCUCCCUGCCCCUGAGCAUGUGUUGCGCAUCACUGCGCAGAUUCCCAGGGUUGAGGCGCCCGCUACCGUUGAGGUCAAACCUUCCUACAACCGUGUUUUCCUCGAGUUGGUUGAUACUACGGCCCAGCUGGGAAGCAUUUCCUGGACCUUCAAAUGGAGAGAGCUUCCCACUGCCGAGGGCACAAACCCCCAGCUGAUCGACAUCACCACCCACACCUACAACGGACUCGUCGGCCAUGCCGCCCACAACUCCUACGUCAUUCAGGGCCACAUUGUCCACUUCGUCGUUUUCGAAAAGAAGUAA
Messenger RNA from Colletotrichum siamense, 711 nucleotides. RefSeq lists its product as uncharacterized. The transcript has a single exon. The coding region runs from base 1 to 711 and encodes 236 amino acids. The record is from RefSeq and is a predicted model, not a curated record. Lineage: Eukaryota; Fungi; Ascomycota; Sordariomycetes; Glomerellales; Glomerellaceae.